Messenger RNA from Rotaria sordida, 333 nucleotides. NCBI's taxonomy places the organism in Eukaryota, Metazoa, Rotifera, Eurotatoria, Philodinida, Philodinidae. The record is from the annotation of a GenBank genome assembly.
AUGAACGAUGAAGAAAAACAUUAUCGUGAACAACUUACUACAUAUGCUUUAUACGAUUGUUUUUCUAUGCAAAAGAUUAUAAUUGAUAUGAAAAAUAAAAAUUUUAAAUUUAGUUUUGAAAUGACAAAAAAAAUUUCAUAUGAUUUAGUGGAAUCUAUUUCUUCAAGUGAUGAUGAAAUAAUGUUUUCACAACUUACACCAUCUAUUGAACGUCUGAAAAAUGAUCAAACAUUAAAUAUAAAUAAGCAAGAACAAUUAGCCUCAACAUCUCCAUGUGGAAAUUUCAAUUGGACAAUGACCUCCACCGAUGACAAUCAAUUAACCAAUCAAUAA